AUGAAUGAGCUGGAAAAAAGGAUGGAAAAGUUAGAGGGGCUAGCGGAAAGGAGAAACCAGGAGGGACAAGCGGUUUUCAAGGAGGGAGAACUGAUGGUAAGCAAAGAGACGGAAGAAAGGGUUAGAAGCCUAGAGAUAAGCGUGGAAAGACAGGAAAGAAAGGUGAGAAGGAAAAAUAUUAUUGUCAAAGGUGUAGAGAUGCAGAGAAAUAAGGAAUGGAGCCAAGAGGUCGAGAGAAUUUGGGAGAAGAUAGGAGUUGAAGGAGGCAAAAGAAACAUGAGGAAGAUUGGAGGGAUUGAUAAGGAAGGAAAAAGUUUAGUGCUGAUAGAAAUGGAAGGGUUAGAGAAAAAAAGAGAGGUUAUGAUGGCAAAAAGUAAAUUGAAAGGAGAAAAAGUAAGAAUUGAAGACGAUCUCACGAGAGAAGAAAGAAGAAUACAAAGGUUGAUAAUGGAGGAAGCAAGGAAAGAGAGAGAGAAUGGAAAAAGGGUAAAAGUAGGAUACAUGAAGAUGUGGGUUAACGACGAACUAAGGCUAUGGAAUGAGUCGGGGGAAGGUUGGAAAAUGGAAGAGGGAAACGGGUAA
This is a messenger RNA of Cotesia congregata, 582 nucleotides long. The record is from the annotation of a GenBank genome assembly. NCBI's taxonomy places the organism in Eukaryota, Metazoa, Arthropoda, Insecta, Hymenoptera, Braconidae.